AAUGGUUGUAAAAAUCAAUACUGACCAUUCAAUUGCAUUCGAACAUGGAUAGGCAAAUGAAGCCACAAAUUAAACCUCUCCCAGAGGAAUUACAAAAGGCUGCUAUCGAGGAAUUGGGAGAAGUUCCCGAAAGGAUGGCCGAAGACUUACAGAUCUUUAAACAAUGGAUUGAACAGCAACCUCACUUGCGAGCUCGUAUGGACGAUCAAUUCUUGAUACAAUUUCUUCGUGGCUGCAAAUACAGUUUGGAAAAGGCCAAAAAGAAAAUCGACAUUUUCUAUGCCAUGAAAACAAAAUAUCCGGAAUAUUUCAAUUUGACGAAUGUUGAUGAUCUGUUAUUUCGACAGCUUCACAGUACAGAAUUUUUUGUUCCACUCCCCACCCCGUUAAAUGGCCAAGGUCCCCGAAUCAUAGUUUGCCGUAUCCUAGGCGGACCUGACGACUAUCCACCGAAUUAUUUCUUCCAAUAUUCUAUUAGCAUUAUAGAAAUGAUGCUAAUGCAUGAUCCCUAUGCCUGCAUAUAUGGCAUAAUGCUCGUUUAUGAUUUCGCCAAAGCCACUCCCAGUCAUUUGUUGCCGUUUACCAUAAAUAUGUUCAAACAGAAUGCGACAUUCUGUGAAAAAGCAUUUCCCAUACGAUUCAAGACGUUUUGUAUGAUAAAUAUGGCCAGCUAUGCGCAAAAAUUUUUCAAUCUCAUCCUGCCGCAUAUGUCAGAGACACUUCGUAAGAAGAUUAUUUUGUGCGGAACAAAUUCCACGGAAUGGUCGAAAUACCUACCCAUGGAAUAUAUGCCAAUAGAUUAUGGCGGCAAGAAUGGUCUGCUCAGUGAAUUGUGUCUAGAAUAUGGCAAGUUUUGGGAUGAGUAUAGAGAGUAUUUCAAGGACAAUGCCAAAUAUGGAACCGAUGAACAUUUACGUUUGGGAGAAGCCCUCAAAUUUGAUGCCGACUUUGGCGCUGGUGGCACGUUUCGAAAACUCAAUGUGGAUUAGGGUGAUUACAAAACUUUUAUUUUUCCUCUUCGAAAAUAACUGCUAACAACUCGAUUACAAAAAUAUGUGUACUUUACAAACGUUAUAAUAUUUUGUUAAAUAAUAAAUUUCUUAUGAAUUCUUUUGGGCCAACUUAACAAUAACACUCUUAACUUCAGUAUAGUUCUGCAGGGCAUAUUCACCAUUCUCACGACCAUGGCCAGACAUUUUAUAG
Messenger RNA from Musca domestica (house fly), 1203 nucleotides. RefSeq names its product alpha-tocopherol transfer protein-like. The record is from RefSeq and is a predicted model, not a curated record. Gene Ontology annotation, cellular component: membrane. Bases 45 to 989 code for a protein of 314 amino acids. Gene Ontology annotation, molecular function: phosphatidylinositol bisphosphate binding. NCBI's taxonomy places the organism in Eukaryota, Metazoa, Arthropoda, Insecta, Diptera, Muscidae. The transcript is spliced from 3 exons.